AUGCAAAAAACUGAAAUUCAUUGGUCACCAAAUGAUCGAAAUCAAUUAGCAGAAAUAGGAGCUGAAAUAAUAAUUCAUACAUUUGAUCGACCAUUAAGUGGAGAAAGUGGAAAAUGUGUUUCUGGAGGAACAAAUAAAAAAACAACAAGUCUUAAUUAUCCAUUACAUGAAAAAAAUAAUAUCAAAUGUUGUGCAUGGUGGCCAUCACAAGAAUAUCCAUAUAUUAAUCUUUUAAUCAUUUUUAUUUUUAGUGUUAAAGAUCGAUCAGAUCCAUUGAGUCAAGGAAGAAUAGUAAUUGACUCUAAACAAGGUCGACCAUGUGUUGCACUUAGUUGGAAUCCAAAAAUUCCUAAUUUACUUUUGUCAGGAUUCGAUAGAUAUCGUUCUGAUAAUUGUUUAACAAUUUGGGAUAUAAAUCAUAAUGGUAUAUCAUCACCAUCAUUACAUCAAAUAGGAGGGAUAGCAUCAUCAUCAUCAAGUAUUGAGGAGUAUAAAAGAGUUGAUAUAUUAAUGCAUAAUCAACAAGUUUGGAAACCAAUAUUUGAUUCUGGACUCAAUGAACAAUGUCAUUCAUUAGCAUGGUUUAAACCAAAUGAUCGUUGUUUUGCUGCAUGUACCACACAACAUAAUACAAGAACUAUUAAAAUUUAUGAUCCACGUGUUCCAUCACCUGUUGUAACAUCUUUUCCAACAAAAGCUCCAUUUAAUUUAUGCUGUGAUACAAGUGAACGAUAUAUAGCUGCUAGUAUUGAUAAAACAGUUUAUGUAUAUGAUAGUCGAGCAACUGAAAAACCACUUAUUGUUCGUGAAGAACAUGAACCAAUUGUUAAACUUGCAUGGAGUCGAACAGGAUCAUCUCAACUUGGUUAUUGUAUUCGAGAUUCUCCAAAAUUUCUUGUUCUGUCAGUAUCAACAAAUCACAAUCAUGAAAACGAUACUUUUGUUCAUCGAAUUCUUCAAUGUCCAAUUCAACGUUAUAGAAUUGGUUUAGCAUCAUUUGAUUGGAAUUAUUUUGAUGAAAAUCGUCUUGUUUUAUUGAGUGGAAAAGAAUAUUUUGAUUAUGUUAUUCCAUCAAAAUCAAAUAUUUGUUAUUCACCACGUAAUGGUCUUUUGUGGACAAAUGAACAUGAAAUUCAUCCAUCUGUAAUUAGUCAAGAUCAAACACAAAUAUAUUCCAAAGUUCUUUUUACAUAUGAUUUAUCAAAUGUACAAAAUGAUCGAAGAACUAUUUCUUCAUCACAAUCAACCUCAAAUACAGAAUUAAUUCAAAUGGAUUUAAAAACAAUGUCAAAAGAAACACAAUCAACUAUUGAACAAAUACAAAGAUGGAUCAAAAGUACAAGUAUUAAUCGAGAUCCAUAUCCAUUUAUUGGAGUUAUUGAAGCAUUGAGAGAAGCUCAACCAUCAUCAACAAGUAUAUUAACACAUCAAUCAUGGUCAUCAAUGGCUAAUUCAACAUCUACGAAAACUGUUUAUGAAUCAUCUGAAAGGCAAAUAGUUGCUCAAUUAUGUGGAUGGUCAAAUGUCGAUUCAAAAUCAGGUGGUUACGAUCGUAUGGCAUUAUUAUUAGAACAAGAUGAAUUUGAAAAAGUAGCUGCACUAUAUAUAUUUCAAAUGAAUGUUAAUCGAGCAUUAGAUGUACUUAAUGAGGGUCUUCAACGAGGUGGAAAAGAAGAAUUAGCAACAUUAAUUCUUGCAUUAGUUGGUUCAAUUCGAGCAACAUCAACAAAUAAUGAUGAUAAAAUAUUAAUCAAUGAAUUUUCAGCAGUAACAAAAUUAUUUCAUCGACCUUAUGUUCGAGCUAUGUUUGGAUUUAUUCUUACACAAGAUGGAAAUGAUUUACAAUAUGAAUGUGUUCUCGAUGAACAAUUAGAUCUUAAUGAUAAAGUUGCAUUUGCUGCUCGAUAUUUAAAUGAUCAACGUCUUUAUGAUAAAUUAGAUAAAUUAGCUGAUGAAAGUCGAGAAAAAGGAGAUCUACAAGGAAUUCUUCUUACUGGAUUAAGACAAAAUGGAUGUGAACUUAUACAGAAAUAUCUUGAUCAAACCAGUGAUAUACGUACAGCUGCAUUACUUGCUAUUUAUGUUCCUGAAGAUGUACAUCAAGAAUGCCCUUAUGUUCAAGAAUGGAUUGAAGGAUUUCGACUUCUUCUUGAUGAACUUCAAAUGUGGAAUGAACGUGCUGAAUUUGAUAUAUAUCGUAGUCAUGUAACAGGUACAACACCAUAUCGUCGACAUUAUUUUGAUCGUGCAAUAAAUACAAAUCAGCAUUUUUCAUGUAUUUUUUGUCAAACGCCACUCGAAGUUAAUCAAGGAACAUCAAGUCAAACUCCGACAAUAGGUGGAUUAUCAACAAAUACAACAUCUACACCAACAACACCAUUGAAAGUUCAAAGUCGAGCAUCACAACAAACAAUGACAACUAGGUCAUCUGCGUCAUCUUCGUCUACUUAUCCACCACCAAAUUCUGAUAUGUUAAUGGUAUGCGCCAAAUGUCGUCAAGUCUUACCACGUUGUUCAAUUUGUAUGAUGAGUUUAACAACAUAUAUUGAAGAUGCAUCUUAUGCAUAUGAACCAUUACUUGAUAAACAUACGUUAAUGUCAAGUCAAUGGUUUACAUGGUGUCGUUUAUGUCGUCAUGGUGGUCAUGCUGAACAUGUUUCGAAUUGGUUUGCAAUGAAUCAACAAUGUCCUAUUGCCAAAUGCUUAUGUCGAUGUACCUUGAUUGAUGGUAUCUUUUGUUGA
This is a messenger RNA of Rotaria sp. Silwood1, 2742 nucleotides long. Lineage: Eukaryota; Metazoa; Rotifera; Eurotatoria; Philodinida; Philodinidae. The record is from the annotation of a GenBank genome assembly.